Ordospora colligata OC4 is the source of this 4395-nucleotide messenger RNA. RefSeq names its product putative negative regulator of transcription. Gene Ontology annotation, molecular function: molecular adaptor activity. The record is from RefSeq and is a predicted model, not a curated record. Gene Ontology annotation, cellular component: CCR4-NOT core complex; P-body. The coding region runs from base 1 to 4395 and encodes 1464 amino acids. Gene Ontology annotation, biological process: nuclear-transcribed mRNA catabolic process, deadenylation-dependent decay. The transcript has a single exon. NCBI's taxonomy places the organism in Eukaryota, Fungi, Microsporidia, Ordosporidae.
AUGGAGGAGGGAACACAAAGACAUGAAUUGAAAGAUGUGUUUGAGAGAACCGAUCCGAAGUGUCUGAACAAAGAAUUUGUGAACGAGACGAUACAGAGGAUGAGGAAGACGUGUGUGAUAGAGCCUGUAGAGAUUGCAAGGGCGAUAUUGUAUCUUGCGGAUUUUCCAGAGAAGGACUGGGACUUGGGAGGGAUAGUUGGGUCGAUCAAGAGCAAUCUUGAAGAGAUGAACUGGCGGGAUGUGUAUUUGUGUCUUGCUGAGUUGAAGUUUGGAGUUUGGACGCAUGAGUCGCUUUAUCUGAUUAUUGAUUGUUGGAUGCAUGUGAGUGGAAUCAACACGAUGCCUUAUGAGAUUUUUUUUAGCAGAUGGAAUGACGAGAAGGCGCAGGUGAAUUUUCUGCGGUUGAUUAUUGAAGGGGAUGAGAGACGUGUGCAGCUUUAUUCGAAUGUGUUUUUCCGACGGAUAGUUGCGUCUGAUGAAUCUCGGGGGCAUCGGUUCAAGAAUGUGGUGGCAUAUGAGAGUAUGUUUAAUUGUGUGCAGCUGUUUGAGUGCAUUGGGAUGCUUGAAUCUGUGGAGCUGAUUGAGUUAAUAGCAAGGAAGUCACCUGAGUGGUGUGUGAUGGGGCUUGGACAUAUACAGCCGAUGUUUAUGAAAAUUUUUGACGAUCUUGUGUUAGGUUUUGCACGUGGGGCACCGAACAGUUUUGUGCUGCACAUUUUGUUUAAGAAUCACGGAAGCCUGAUGUUACAGAAGGCAGUGAUGCUGCAGAGGGAGGGAGUAGCGAUAUCUAAGAUACUGGAUGUGUUUCUUGAGAAUAAGAUGUUGCCAGCGGUUUCUGAGCUGCUUGAACCGGUAGAACUUUGUUUUGAUAUUCUUGUGCUGAGCUCUGUGCGAGAUCAUUUGAACCUGACGAUAUGGCUGUCGAACAAUCUGACGACACGGAGGGAUGAGUUUGUGAAGUUGGUUGUGAGGUAUCUUGGAAUGAAGGUGGCGAGGUCGAGAGAGGUUGAUAAGAUGUUUCCAUUGACAAUAGAGAUAUUUGGUACGUUUAUGAGGAUAACGGAGCAGUUUAUGAAGAUCCUGAAGCCUGAGACAGUGAUGAUUUACAAUGAGUUUAAGCAAGGACUGCCUCAGGGAUUGAGGAUGCAGAAGACAAGAGACAUGAAGGUUGAGGAGGAAGCAAGUAAUUUUAUUUCACAGAUAAUUAACUCACAGAGAGGGAUUGAAAGCAGCAUCAGUCAGAUCAAGGAGUUUUUGAAAGAAGAGGGAGUGAACAAGGAACUUGCGUCGAAGAUUUUUUCUGCGCUGCUUGAGAACUACAGUUCUCUAUAUAAGCUUCCGAACUCUGAUUUGAUUGCACAGCUGUAUGGAGGCCUGAUUAAGGAGGAGAUAUUUCCAAAACCUUAUAGAAGGGUAGCGGUGGAGUAUAUCAAGGGCUCGCUGAAGUAUCCUGAGAAUGAUCGGGAGUAUUCGUUUGGAUUUAAGUGUCUGGAGGUGUUUCUACCGCAGCAUUCGUCGAUUCUUGGGGAGAUUGAGGAAAUUGAAAGUGUGCGUAGCAAUUUGGUGAAGAAGGAGCUUGUUCUUAUUGAUUCUGAGAUGCAUCCUACGGUUGGGUUUGAUGAUGUGAUGAGGUUGGUAUUUAAAGAGAGAUGUAAGAUGAAUGGAGGCGUGGAGAGAAUAGUUGAUGCGAUUGAGGAGAGAACAAAGAAGGCUGAGUUUAGUAAGGAGUGGAUGAAUGAGAUGAUGAAUGAGUAUGAUGUUGAUGAAGAGCAGGUGGUGCUAGCAAUGAUAUAUGAGAUUGGAAGCAAAAGAAGGAAAGUAAAUGAUAGAAUGAUUUGUGAGGUUGUAGAGAGGAUGGGGAAUGAGUUUAUGAUGCACUUUGUAAAGAGGAUGCUGGAGGUUAUGAAGAUAUUGCUGGAUUACAGAUGUGAAGGAGAGAUAGAGAUAUCUAAGGUAGCAGGAGAGAUUCUUGGGAAGCAGCUGCUUGAGAAGAACCGAAUAGUGACGCUUGAUCAGUUUGAUUUCAAGAGGUUUGUGGUGAAGAGUGUUGAAUGCCGGAGGAUAUUAUUUGGAGUUACGUUUGUGAGUAAUUUUUUGAAGCAGGGAAGAGAAGGGCUUGUAUUCAGACCUUGGAAUCCGUGGAUGAUGGGAAUAUUUGGAUUAUUGUGUGAGGUUUACAGCUGUACGCUAAGACCUGUGCGUGAGGAGAUCCGGGCGAUGUUUGAGUAUUUUGGAGUUGAGUUGAGUCCGAAGCCAUUUAAGAGUUUUGGGCUUAGAUCGAAGAAGUAUUUGGCGGAGUAUGUGGUUGAUGAGGGAGAUGUAGUGAUGAGGCAUGUGAUAUUCCUUGCGCUUGACCUGAGUGUUCGAGAGAUAUCACAGCCGAUAAUUGAGAAGGCGUGUUCAGUGGCAAUAAAGACAGGAAUGGAGCUAUUUAAGAGCGUGGCCGUUGAGAAGGGGAAUGAGUAUGUGUUAUUUAGAAACAUGGUUGUGAAUCUGACUAGGUUUCUGUGCUUUGUGUCUGCGCAGGAGCCAAUUAAGGCAUGCAUAUCUGGAAAUGUGUCUUAUUUUAUGAAGCUAUGCUCGCUGGAAUUUUCGACGGAAAAGGUGUUUAAGAUAGCUACUGAGAAUCAGGAGGUGUGUUGUGAGUUGAUACAGAAAGCGGGAGUGUCGCGAGUGAGUGAGUCCAUCAAUGCGUACUACAACGAGCUUGUGUACAGCACGGGUCGACAGCAGCAUGUGUGGUUUGAACUGUUGCAGGAUCCUGGACAUAUUGAGAAUAUUGUGAUCAAGCCUGUUGAGAAUGGGGAGUAUCAGGAGAUCAAAACACAUCUAGUGCAGUUGAGUAAGAAGAUUCCUUAUUCGAAGAAGAAUGUGAUUGCGGAUGAGUGGCAUGGAUUAGUAGGGGAUGACAGGGAGGCAGUGUUUAAUAGGAUUGUGAGGAGCAUUGAUGAGUAUGAGGAUAAGGACGAGGAGUGCAUAAGGCUGUGUAGAUACAUUACUGGGCACCUGAUCAAGAGCGGAAGCAAGGAUGACUUUUUGUUUGAGUGUAUGGAGAAGAUGUUUAAAGUGUCGCAUAAGACACAGAAGGAGGUGAUAGGAUGGCUUAUAUAUUCUAAUGAUCCACGGAAGUUCAGUGUGAAUCUUGUUAGUAAGUUUAUUGAACAUAAUCUGAUUAAUGUUGUUGAGUAUGACCAGGCAUUGUCGAAGAUUCCGAGCACUGAGACUAAUCUUGAUUUUGUGAUAAAUCUGCUGACGUCUUUGAUAACUGCUGAGGUGCAUGUAUGCACGGUGUAUGACUUUAUCUGCACUCUUGAGAUGCUUGCCGGACAUAGUGACAAUGGAAAGGUUUUUGACUUUUUCCAGAGGAUUGGGAACUUUAUGAUGCAUAUUGAUGGAAAGGGAGUGCCUGAGUAUGAGGAGUAUGUGAGGAUAAGCAGGUUUAGUGCGGUGCCUGAGCAACACCUUCCUGAGUUUAUGGAGCGUGUUGGAUAUCCUGAAGCGUUGGAUGUGAGAUCGGCAUUUAAGGUGUCUUGGGACCAUUUUAUAAGAUAUAACCGGAUUCCGACGCUGUACUGCUAUUUGAAGAUUGAUUUGUUGGCUGUGCUUGUGAAGAGCCGGCUUUAUGAAUGCCUGAAGGAGAGUCUUUGUGUAUUUGUUGAGGCUUAUCGAAAGAGGAAUUAUUUGUUUUUCAAGAUGUACACGCGAUUUGUGCUGAAGAUACUUGAUGAGAUUGAGGAGAAUGGAGUGAACCGGAGCCUUGUGUAUUCGUUUCUUGAGGUGUUGUAUCCUUCGAAGGUGCCUGCGUUUACGUCGUUUUUUGUGGAGAUUGUGAAUCACACGUAUGUACAGAGGUACUUUGAGUGUGAGGAUGGUCUAUGGAUUGCAAUGGAGGUGUUGAGAUGUGGGAUAUAUAGUGGAAGGCUUGCGCAUCGGAUCAACCAAGCAAUGGGCUUUUUGAAGACAACAGGAUGGGUUAGGACGUAUUCGUCGUAUCUGUCUUAUAGCUGUCCGCCAGAGUACCCGCAUCUGAAGAAUUUGAUAAAUGCAAGCAGGGACCGAGUGAUUGCAGCAGAGAACCAGAAUUCGUUCUUCAGAUUAAGGACGGCACUGCAGAACAAGACAUCUGUGAAGUUAACUGAUCUUGGGAUAGGAAAGAAUCUGUGGAUGUAUUUGAUUGACAACCUGAACGAGAUGGAUGAAAUAUCGAUGAUGGCGGUUGAGAGCAUUAAGUUUAUGAUGGAGAGGAAGAUGCAUGCGGAGGAGAUUCUGACGAUGCUUUGGAUCCGCAUGAAGGCUGGGGAUGUGCCUGAGGCGCUUUUAGCCUGCUAUAAUGAGAUGCAGAUGUUUGAUAGCAGCCGGGUGUUUUUAAGGACUCUUGAGGGUCAUGGACAAUAA